Thunnus maccoyii (southern bluefin tuna) is the source of this 3094-nucleotide messenger RNA. It is a transcript of the gene ftsj3, whose product is annotated as FtsJ RNA 2'-O-methyltransferase 3. Gene Ontology annotation, cellular component: nucleus; nucleolus; preribosome, large subunit precursor. Gene Ontology annotation, biological process: maturation of LSU-rRNA from tricistronic rRNA transcript (SSU-rRNA, 5.8S rRNA, LSU-rRNA); maturation of 5.8S rRNA from tricistronic rRNA transcript (SSU-rRNA, 5.8S rRNA, LSU-rRNA); rRNA methylation. Lineage: Eukaryota; Metazoa; Chordata; Actinopteri; Scombriformes; Scombridae. The transcript is spliced from 21 exons. Bases 136 to 2673 code for a protein of 845 amino acids. The record is from RefSeq and is a predicted model, not a curated record. Gene Ontology annotation, molecular function: rRNA (uridine-2'-O-ribose)-methyltransferase activity; rRNA (guanine) methyltransferase activity.
UACUCUGCGUGACGUAGUAUAUGUGCGUCGACAGAGUCACACGUGUUGUUUUCAUGGACGUUUCUGCGUGAUUAAAGUCCCGUCAAAGUGUGAUAUUUCUGAGUUACAGUCCCGCGUAAAACCUUAGCCACAAACAUGGGGAAGAAACUCAAAGUUGGAAAGACCAGAAAAGACAAAUUCUACCAUUUAGCCAAAGAAACAGGUUAUCGGUCUCGUUCCUCCUUCAAACUCAUCCAGCUCAACCGUAAAUUUCAGUUUCUGCAGAAAGCCAGGGCUCUGGUGGACCUGUGUGCAGCUCCUGGAGGAUGGUUGCAGGUGGCGUCCAAGUUCAUGCCUGUUUCAAGUCUAAUUAUUGGUGUCGACCUGGUGCCCAUCAAGCCCAUCCCCAAUGUGGUGGCGCUGCAAGAAGACAUCACCAGUGAGAAAUGCAGACAGGCUCUUCGAAAGGAGCUGCAGACAUGGAAGGUCGAUGUGGUGCUGAAUGAUGGAGCCCCGAACGUGGGAGCCAACUGGCAGCAUGAUGCCUUCUCACAAGCUCAUCUCACCCUCAUGGCACUGAAGUUGGCCUGUGAGUUUCUGACCAAAGGUGGCACUUUCGUCACCAAGGUCUUCCGUUCCAAAGACUACCAGCCGCUGCUCUGGAUCUUCCAACAGUUCUUCAAGAAGGUGCAGGCGACCAAGCCACAGGCGUCUAGGAACGAGUCCGCCGAGAUCUUUGUUGUCUGUCAGGGUUUUGUUGCCCCGGACAAAAUUGAUGGAAAGUUCUUUGACCCCAAACAUGCGUUCAAAGAGGUGGAGGUGCAGGCCAAAACUGUGAAGGAGCUGAUUCCUGACAAGAAGCCAAAGGCGGAGGGAUACACAGACGGUGAUCUGACACUCUACCACAGUUUCACAGUGACGUCCUUUCUCAAAGCUGAAAACCCUAUCGACUUUCUGGGCAAAGCCAGUGAGAUUACCUUUGACAAUCCCAUCCUGGAGUCUCAUGGCGCCACCAGCGGUGAAAUAAAGGAGUGUUGUCGUGACAUCAAAGUCUUGGGCCGCAAAGAACUUCGCCUGCUGCUGAACUGGAGGUCCAAGCUGAGGAGGUACCUGGCCAAGAAACUGAAGGAGGCCAAACAGCCUGAUGGAGAGAUCAACUUAAGCUCUGAUGAAGAAGAGAGUAACUCGGAGGGAGAAACAGACAAAAAGAAAGAGGGGGAGGAUGAUGAUGAUGAUGAAGAGGAAGAAAUGGAGAUGAAGCUGGCUGAGCUGAAAGCUGAGGAGGUGGCUGAGCUCAAACGGAAGAAGAGGAAGCUGUUGAAGGAGCGGAGGAAGCAGAGGGAGAGGGUGGAGCUUAAGAUGGAUCUGCCAGGCGUCUCCAUCGCUGACGCCAACGACUCAUCGCUGUUCUCCCUCACCAACAUCAAGAAGAAAAAGGUGCUGGCCGAUAUAUCUAAAGGGGACAUGCAGGCAGCAGACGCCCUGGUGGGAGAAGAUGAUGACCUCCACCUGUCAGACGACGAGGAUGACGAGGCAGAUAAAAUGUCCCUGGCUUCUGAUUUAGAUGAAGAUGACUUGGAAGAGGUGGAGCAGAAAGAGAAAGAGCUGGAGAAGAAAGUUCCAAAGAAAAAAGUAACAUUCACUGAGGAGGAGGAUGACGAAGGAGAGGAGAAUGGCUUGCUGGUGGAACUAGAAGGAAAGGAUGAGAAGAAAGAGCGAGAGACAGACCUGUGGUUCAGCAAGGGCAUCUUCUCUGAGAUCGACCUGGAAGGAGACGCAGAGAGUGAGCUCAGACAGACCCAGUGGCUCCAGAACAAAAAAUCCAGCAAAAAGAGGAAAGCUGAGGAAGAAGAGGAGGACGCUGCUCAGCCAGCAGAGGAAGAGGCGGGACCUUCACAUAAAGCUGAAGAAGAGAGUGACAGCGACUCAGAUGACAGCAGCGAUGAUGAAAAGGAGAUUACCAGGAUGAAGCAGGGCAGAGGUGCUGGUGGGAUGUCGGGAGAGGCCGAUGACGACGACUUCCAGGUUGUUCCUGUAGAAAGCAUCAGUAAGAAAGCCAGAAUCCUGGAUGCAGAAGGUCUGGCCCUGGGCUGUCAGAUCGCUACAUCCAAGAAGACAGCCAGAGACCUGGUGGACAGCUCCUUCCACAGGUUUGCUUCAUCUGAGGAGGCGUGGGAUGUACCAGAGUGGUUUCUGGACGACGAACGCAAACACCGGAAGAAGCCGGUGCCAGUUACCAAGGAGAUGGUGGAGGAGUACAAACAAAAGUGGAAGGAGAUUGAUGCCCGACCCAUUAAAAGAGUUGCUGAGGCCAAAGCCAGGAAGAAGAGGAGGAUGCUGAAGAAGAUGGAGCAGGCUAAGAAGAAAGCAGAGGCAGUUGUCAACACAGUGGACAUCUCCGAGAGGGAGAAGAUGGCUCAGCUGAAGAGUAUCUACAAGAAAGCCGGCGUUGGGAAGGAGAAGAGAGAAGUAACAUAUGUCGUGGCCAAAAAAGGAGCCGGCAAGAAGGUGAGACGACCCCCCGGCAUCAAGGGAGUCUUCAAAGUGGUGGACAGUCGCAUGAAGAAAGACAUGCGGGGGAUGCAAAGGAAAGAACAACACGCUAAAGGGCACAAAGGAAAAGGUGGCAAAGGAAGACAGUCAAAGGGUGGAAAAGGAGGAAUGAAGAGUGGUAAAGGGCGAAAAGGAAAAUAAAUUUGAACCUGUAUCACUCUCAUAAGUCCUGCCUUUCUAUCUAACUGUUAAUCAUUACCUGGUCUCAUGGUCUAGGUGAGCAUUUAUUGAACUUUGUGAGCUUGGAUGCCACAGUUUGAGCUCCAACAUGGACUUUGGUCUUUGAUAAGAACGCCAUCUUUUUGAGCAACCUUGGCUCAGAUUCCUUAAACCCAUUGACAUGUAAGCUGUGUAUUUGGGAUAUUAAAAUGCCGGGGUUGUGUGUACGUCUUUCUCAAGAUGUAUAUUUUUUGGCUUGAACGGAGUUGCUUCACUGAACUGCCGAACUGUAAAUGACAGUCGAUCAAGUUUAACAAAACAAUAAUAAAUGUGUUCUUCAGAAAUGCAUCUAUUAAUUUUGUAAAUAUAAUAUCUUUGCAAUAAAAAAGUUUUGUUGGAGAAA